AUGAGUUUGUCUACCGUUACACCGGAGCUUCCUAUGCAUUUAGUGACGGAUGAGAUUCUCACGAGAUUGCCUUCGAAAUCCCUGAUGGGAUUCAUGUGCGUUUCAAAGCCCUGGUUAUCACUCAUCCGCUCACGUUAUUUCUGUAACCGUUUCCUCACCGUCCCAUCCCCUCGUCUUUACAUGUGUUUACGGGAUCAAACCACCUACGAUGACUAUGUCCUACUCACACUGGCUCCUCAAGACACUGGGCCCGCUACGUCUACCUUUGUAGUUGACCACAGUCAGAACGACACACAGAUGGGAGGUUACAUCUUGCAAAAUCUUGGUGGCUUCAUGUUCUACGUCUAUUGGAAAAAACCUCGCAUCCAUAACCCUGCCACCGGACAAUUUAUCACCUUACCCUUCAGCAAAUCCAAGCACAUGGUCGUACCUCCAGGAGGAGAAAAAAACGUGGCCUAUUUUUUCGGAUACGACCCUAUUAGCAAUAAGUACAAAGUGAUCUCCCUUGUAAGCGUAUUCUUAGAAGAAACUAGGGUAGUCAUAAGUUCAGAGAAUCGAGUCCUUGUCUUGAAACAUGGACGAGGUUCUUGGAGAAAGGCUGCUCUAACUCCAACGGACUUUUGUCCUCACGUGCCUUCCAAAGGAGGAAUCUCUAUCGAUGGGGUUAUAUAUUACUUGGCUUGGCUUGAUCUUUAUAGACUUGUUGUUGUGAGUUUCGACAUUAGAUCCGAAGAGUUCAACAUGAUCCAUGUACCCAAGCUAGAUGAAAGUAUCUUGAAAGAUGAUCUCACUCUUUUGGAGUGUGGUGGAAAAGCAACUCUAUUUGACCAAAUCAAUCUUAGAGACAAGGGUGUCUUGGCUUUAUGGACUGUGGAAGAUGUCGGGAGCGAGAAAUGGUCGUGCAAGAGUUUGGUUUUGAAGCCUUCUCAGCUGCCUUUGGUUAAUAGCUUCAAGGUCAGAGCCGGUCCUAGUUAUUAUAUGGCUAGAAGCCAAUUUAAAAAAUGUGGCUGA
Messenger RNA from Brassica napus (rape), 1011 nucleotides. RefSeq names its product F-box only protein 8-like. The coding region runs from base 1 to 1011 and encodes 336 amino acids. The transcript has a single exon. The record is from RefSeq and is a predicted model, not a curated record. Lineage: Eukaryota; Viridiplantae; Streptophyta; Magnoliopsida; Brassicales; Brassicaceae. Gene Ontology annotation, molecular function: protein binding.